Glycine soja is the source of this 861-nucleotide messenger RNA. RefSeq names its product DNA polymerase epsilon subunit 3. The coding region runs from base 108 to 593 and encodes 161 amino acids. Gene Ontology annotation, cellular component: epsilon DNA polymerase complex; CHRAC. Gene Ontology annotation, biological process: leading strand elongation; DNA damage response; heterochromatin formation. The transcript has 3 exons. The record is from RefSeq and is a predicted model, not a curated record. Gene Ontology annotation, molecular function: chromatin DNA binding; protein heterodimerization activity. NCBI's taxonomy places the organism in Eukaryota, Viridiplantae, Streptophyta, Magnoliopsida, Fabales, Fabaceae.
CCCUAUUGAAAGAAAAGAAAGAGUUUGGCACUGAUAAUGGCGGGAAAGGAAAUCUAACUAUAAAACCCUAACCCUAAACCCAUUCGAAUCGGAAUCGGAAGAAGAUAAUGUCGGAGGCGGAGGAGCUACCCCGGUCUAUUGUGCGCCGCGUAGUGAAGGAUAAGCUGUCCCGUUGCUCCGAAGACGGAGAAAUUUCCGUCAGCAAAGACGCUCUUCUCGCAUUGUCCGAAAGCGGUAGGAUCUUCAUCCACUACCUUUCCGCAACGGCUAAUGAUAUAUGUAAGGAGUCUAAGAGGCAGAUUAUCAAUGUUGAGGAUGUUUUCAAAGCUCUUGAGGAAACUGAGUUCCCUGAGUUUCUUCGUCCUCUGAAAGCUUCCCUUGAAGAGUUUAGGAAGAAGAAUGCUGGAAAGAAAGCUGCAGUGUCAAAGGGAAAGGAUGAUGAGCCGAGAAAGAAAAGGAAGUUGGAAGGUGAGUCACCUGAUAAGGGUGAGGGUUCUGAUAAAGCUGAGUUAUCGGAUAAAGGAGAGGAUCCUGAUAAAGGUGAGAGUGAUAAAGGUGAGAGUGGUGACGAGACCAAUGAUUUAAAGGAAUGAAGGCAGUUGUAUUUGUUAUGACUGAGCCAGCGCGUUUAUGUUUUGUGUUAUGUUGGGAAUGUGCAUGACUCCUUGUUUAUUGGAUGCAGCUUGGUAUUAAUGUCAAAAAUGUAGCUUUUUGAUUGUUUCUCAGUAAAACACAUCCCCUACCCUACCCCCUGAUGUAUGGAGCAUUUCAGGAAAGAAAUGAUAUUCCAUCUUAUAUAUUGAUGAGAUGCAUUUUCUCACCAUGGGUGUGGAGAGUAAAUAAAGAAGUUGAACUGAGAAA